CGUGCCCGACCACCCUUCACAUUUCAUCCAGUCUAAAUCACGGUUUAUCUUGAAAAUAGGCAUCCUGACACAUCUGUUCAUGUGUAAUCGUUUUUUUUUUGUUUUGCUUUUUCCAAACCGGGGCCAAAGACUUUCGAGAAGUAAAGCUGAUCCACACAGCUCUUAUGAAAUAACGGAUUCGUCUUUUUUAUCCGCUGGAGACGAAGAAUCAUAGUCUACAAUAGGAGCGCUCCGUUCAUCAUCAAGGAGCAGCCUCACCGGCAUCCUGUGACCACGAAGAGGAUGAGAGCGGCGGUCUUGCCGGUUAUUGGUUAUUUUUCGCAUUUAAUCCCGCAGUGUUAUCUUUUGGGGACGUCGAAGAGGUGGAUGCCAGCGCGCGUAACCGAUUAAUAGCGCGCGUGCUUCCCAUGGCGCUGUCAUUUACUUUCGCCAGUCGCGUCGGUGCGUAAUGCCGGCGAAGGUGUGAGGAGGAGACCCUCUCUGAAGGUUUGAUGCUCGUCCUCCUCGUCUGUUACAGCUUUAUAUCUCCACCUAGACCAAUUUGGUGAAAACAUCUGCAUUGAAUUGGCAAGAAAUUACUAGUGAGACAUCUGUGACUGACACUACUUCAGCUGUUUCUUGAUGAUACUGUCACGCGAGGUAGGAGAUUUGGACUGCACGUACUGCCUUCAUCUGUUCGCCGCCUAAGGAGUUGGAUAUGUUCAGACUAACGUGAAGAUGGAUAUUAUCUUUACUGCCCUGUGUUUAUUGGCCACACUAUUUGAAGGCGGUUUUUGCCAAGGAGUAUACGCUCCUCCAAACGUUCGGAUCAUCCACUCCGGUCACGCAUGCAACAUUGAGGAGGAGCACUACACGGAGAGGGUGUACACCAUCCGGGAGGGGGAGACUUUGGAGCUGACCUGUCUGGUCUCGGGGCAUCCACGGCCACAGAUACGAUGGACCAAGACAGCAGGAAGUGCUACUGACCGCAUCCAGGACUCCAGCGUAUUCAACGAGACACUGCGCAUAACCCGCAUCCAGAGGCACCAGGGCGGCCGUUAUUACUGUAAGGCUGAGAACGGCCUCGGCACUCCCGCCAUCAAAUCCAUCCGAGUGGACGUCUACUAUUUAGAUGACCCCAUUGUGACGGUCCAUCAGAGUAUAGGAGAGGCAAAGGAGCAGUUCUACUAUGAGAGGACAGUGUUCCUGCGGUGUGCUGCCAAUUCAAACCCUCCGGUGCGGUACAGCUGGAGACGGGGAAGGGAGUUCCUGUCUCAGGGUUCGGACAAGGGUGUGGAGAUCUAUGAGCCAUUCUUCACCCAGGGGGAGACCAAGAUCCUGAAGUUGAAGAACCUGCGUCCGCAGGACUAUGCUAACUACACGUGCACUGCCUCUGUUCGCAAUGUCUGUGGCAUCCCCGACAAGAGUGUGCUAUUUCGGCUCACCAACAAAACCGCCUCCCCGACUAUUAAGCUGCUUGUGGAAGACCCCAUUGUGGCCAACCCUGGGCAGACAGUAAUCCUUGUGUGCAUCAUCUCUGGAGGCGAGCCCACCCCGAGCCUGACGUGGGUUCGAAACACCGAAGAGCUUCCAAAGAAGAGUAUUCUCAAGAGUGAGACCCUUACAAUACCUGCCAUCAGCACGGAGGAUGCUGGUGUUUACAGCUGUGUAGCCAGUAACAAUGUGGGAAAUCCUGCGAAGAAAUCCACCAACAUUGUCGUCAGAGCUCUGAAGAAGGGCAGGUUCUGGAUCACACCCGACCCCUAUCAUAAUGAUGACAACAUCCAGAUCGGCAGAGAGGUGAAGAUAUCCUGUCAGGUGGAGGCCACGCCGCCUGAGGAGCUGAUGUUCAGCUGGCUGAAGAACGGCCGUCCGCUGCGUAGCUCAGAGCGCAUGGUCAUUACCCAGACUGACCCAGACGUAGCCCCAGGAACCACAAACCUGGACAUCAUCGACCUCAAGUUUACUGACUUUGGCACUUACACCUGUGUGGCCUCACUAAAGAACGGAGGGAUACCCGAGAUCAGCAUAGACGUCAACAUCUCCUCCACCACUGUUCCACCCAACCUUACCGUCCCACGAGAAAAGUCCCCAUUAGUCACUCAGGAGGGUGACACAGUAGAUCUGCAGUGCCUGGUCUCCGGCAAACCCAAACCCAUCAUCCUCUGGUCCCGUGCUGAUAAAGAAGCACCCAUGCCGGAUGGAAACAUGCAAACCGAAAGCUAUGACGGAGUUCUGCGCAUCGUCAAUGUCUCCCGCGAGAUGGCCGGCACGUACCGCUGCCAAACCAGCCAGUACAACGGCUUCAACGUCAAACCCCGAGAGGCCAUUGUGGAGCUCAUAGUGCUGUAUCCUCCCACGGUGGAGCCGGUGUAUACAGAGAUCAGGCAAGGUCUGGGCCGGCCAUUCUCACUGAGCUGCAGGGUCUUACGUGCCCACCCCUCAAAAGUACUAGAUUAUGAAUGGAAGCUGGGCACCAGACUGCUGACAGUGGGCCAGUUGGAUACUCGGGAUGAGACGGAAUACCAUGUAAGGGCCCUCAACCGCGAGGGUUACGGCGCGUACACUUGUGACAUAAAAAAUGAAGCAGGAGCUGGCCGAUGUACUUUCCUUGUCACAGGGAAAGCCUAUGUUCCCGAGUUCUACUAUGACACCUACAGCGCUCAGUGGCAGAACAAACCUCGCGUCUACGGCUUUAAACUCCAGUGGACUCAAAUGAAUCCCAAUGCGGUCGACCGUAUCAUGGCUUAUCGACUUGGUAUCAAGCAGACGGGGCAUCAGAGAUGGUGGGAGCAAGAAAUCCCAAUAGAAGACAACAUCCAGAAAGGAGAACUGCUCACCUACAACCUCACAGAACUCAUUAAACCCGAGGCCUACCAGGUCCGCCUCACACCCAUAACACGGUUCGGAGAGGGGGAUUCAACGGAAAGGAUCAUUUGCUACAGUGAGGCCAGUCAAGAUGCAGCACCGGUGAAUCCUCCUUGGAGUAAGUUUCACUGCGGCUUUGAAGAGGACACCAUCUGUAUGUUCACCCAAGAUAAAACCGAAGAGUUUGAUUGGACGAGACAUAGUGCUGCCUCCAGGGACACUAAAUAUACACCCAACACUGGGCCCAGCAGCGACCGCACCGGCUCUAAACAAGGUUUCUACAUGUACAUCGAGACCUCACGACCACGUCUGGAAGGAGAUAAAGCACGACUGUUGACUCCAUCCUUCAAUGUUGCCCCUAAAAAUCCCUACGGGAAUGUGGCCACCAACCCAACAUACUGCUUCAGCUUCUACUACCACAUGUAUGGGAAACAUAUAGGAACAUUAAAUGUGUAUUUGAGGCAGAAGAGCCAGACGGGUCAGGAUACUUCUGUUUGGACCCUGAGUGGGAACCAAGGAGACCGUUGGAGACAAGCUAGAGUUAACAUCAAUCCCACAUCCUCUUUUCAGAUGGUUUUGGAAGGUAUACGUGGUUCUGGCAUUGAAGGGGAUAUUGCUGUAGACGAUGUGGCCAUAGAAGAAGGAGAGUGUCGAGACCCCCCACCCAGUAGUAAUAUAAGAUCCCUGGCUUCUCCCGCUGCAGUGCAUAUAUGGCAGCUCUGGCUCACUUUACUUUUGGUCUUGGUUGGCCUCCGAAGGUGACCUCAUCACAUGGAGGUGGAACCCAGCUUUGGCAUUCAUAGAGAUUUCGGCUGACACGGACUGCCUGAACACAACAACCAAAGAUUCAUCCCGUCUACACAAAAGGAACGUAUAGGUUUUAGAUCAGUGUGAAGGAAGAGGAAGCCAGGGAAGGAAUCUGUGAUUACACCGGAGUCCACUCAAGACCUUGUGGAAAAGCCCAUUACUGUUUUCAGUGUUAUAAAGAACAGAACAGGUGGAUGGUUACAGCAGGACGGCUUGAGAGACUUAAUAGGGGAAUCUUUCAAAGCACAAAGACAUAAGAUGUAUUUCCAUCACUACAUGGUUUUUGCUUUGUUUUACGUCUGCUACUGUCAUCAAAGACCUCAUAAUGUCACAACGCGUAAUCCUGAACCAUACGAAGGAAGCUUCCGAGGAGGAAAAAAAACAAUGAUGGUAACAAAAAUGAAUGAUCGUUUGGGAAAAAAAAAAACAAGUUUUCGUUUUUCUUUUAUGUCUGAAAAUAGAGAUAUGUCAAAUACAGUUAUGCUUUUUGUAGGUCCUUGUGCUCUGAUGUUAAUGGUUUGACGUGAACAUCAGGGCUCCACAAAUGUGUGUUGUUUUAAAGAGCGUUUGGAGCAUACAAUAUCAAUGUAAAGUCUGUUUACGGACAGUUAGGGCGUUCAUGUACUCCUCCAGUGUGCUUUAACCGAUCAAACUUUAACAGCUCAUCAUGCAGCUAACACAAUGAACACCGUCUCUCACUGAAAGUCAUUGAGUUGACCUUUCAUUUCAGCACGGCUCUGCUAAACAACAGCUGUAGAGAACUGUUUAACAUCACGCUGUACCUGCUGCUAGUGUGGAUCUGCUUACGGUUACGCUGGACCCCUUGCAGUUGUUUUCUUUAGGUGCGUAAAGAUAGCCGUCAACUUCGGACCAUGUUCGCCAAGGAACAUGGAGUUGCUGUCUGUAAUGAAAUCAAGUGCCUUCAGAACCUUCUGUAAAAUCAUUCUACUGUGCUACUGUAUCAUCUAGCAUUUCCUUUAGGCACAGUUUGGCGUACAUACACACGUGAGAUGAAAGGUGAAAGUCAGAGAGCCACGAUGAGAGACAGGUGCCGUGUUGCAGCCUAUCACUGAUGUCUUGAGUUGCACAUACUGUUGAUAGAUGAUGACUUAUUUUUAUUUCGACAGCAUCCCUGCCACCUGCUCCACAUCCGACUGAUAUAAGGAAAACAAUGGUGGUGGGACUGGACUAAAAGCACCAUUGAUUCAUCAAUAGGACAUCUGGGAGCUAUUAUCAGAGGUGAAAAACAGCCAGGAGGGUCACUAUGAAAUCCUCCUUCGAUAUGAUGAGACUUCUGUGCCGCUGAAAAAAAAAAGAUAUUUUUUCCAACAUCCAGAGGUAUGAAAAAACAGAUGGACCUUUAGAGGAAUGAUGCUCUCACUGUACAAGAUGAUUAACCUUGAUCUGGAUCCAUCCGGUUGGAUUCGUACAAAUGAUAUUUUAUUACUCUGAUGAAAAUGACUGCUUUUACUGAACUAAAAACUCUGAACUACCUGAGACCAUCCGAUACCUUAACCUGCUGGUUUUUGGACAUGUAUUGUAAAAUCACUUUUCUCAUUCAUAACAUUCAUUUCCAAGGAAGAAUUACGUUAGUCUUUCUGUUUUCUCAGCCCAAAAAUGUUGUUUCAGACAACAAAUAUAUAUAUUUGUUUUCAUUUAACAACAUUUUUUUCAUUUCUGAAAAUCCCUUUGCAUUACUAUAUUAUGGCAUAAUUUGAAUCUAUAGUAUGAUUUUAUAAAAUAAUAUAGAAUAUAUGAAAUUAUAUGCAAAUACAUCUGGUAGGUAGGUCUAUGGAAAUGGUUUGACACUUAUGAAUAUCCAGACAAAGCACAAUGUGAAAUAUUAAUAUCAAAAUUCAGAAACACAGUUCCUUAAAUAAAAUGUUUUUUUCUCCAUUUUAUUAAAGCUACUAUCAACAGGAAUAAACUUACUUUACAUAAAGAAAAAAGAUAUUUUACAUCUCGGUUCAAUAAAAGGCUUUCAUGGUA
Molecule: messenger RNA, 5643 nt
Organism: Carassius gibelio (silver crucian carp)
Lineage: Eukaryota; Metazoa; Chordata; Actinopteri; Cypriniformes; Cyprinidae
Product: MAM domain-containing glycosylphosphatidylinositol anchor protein 2
Exons: 18
Coding region: 718-3609 (963 amino acids)
Biological process (GO): homophilic cell-cell adhesion
Cellular component (GO): plasma membrane
Molecular function (GO): protein binding
Source: RefSeq, a predicted model, not a curated record